AUGGUUGCUGAUCUUUUAGAUCAUGAACAGAGGAAAUGGAACCAUGUCUUAAUUUCUCAGUUGUUUGAUCCCAGGGAUGCUGAAUUAAUUUUACAAAUCCCUGUGAGCAUUAAUUUCAAGGAUGACUGGUUUUGGAAUGGGGAUAUCAGGGGACAAUAUUCGGUUAAAGAUGGCUAUAGAUGCCAGGGUGAGUUGACCAACACCCCAAAAGCAGUUUGGAAUAACAUUUGGAAGCUUAUUAGGGUCCCUCCCAAGUGGAGGAUUUUUCUAUGGAAGGCCCUAUCUAAUAUUUUGCCAACUAUUACCAACUUGGUUAGAAGAAGGGUAGAAAUUCCUAAUAUUUGCCCAGCUUGUGGAGAUUGUGAGGAGGAUGUUAUGCAUAUUUUAUGCACUUGUGUAUAUGCUAGACGUGUGUGGAAUGUUUCACGUCUUCUAAUCCCUAAUGUUGAUAAUUAUGAUUUUAUGCAGUGGGUGGAGGCUUGGUUAGGAUGCUCAGCAACAUCUGCUGGGUUCCUAAAAGAACAAAUUUGCGGAAUACUCUACGAAAUUUGGAGAUCCCGGAAUAUGGCUGUUUGGGAUUCGUUUCUACCGACCCCUACGCAUCUGUGUCACACAUUUCAUGGUUAUUGGUUUGCCUACUCCACAAGCUACUCACCGAUUGCGCCUGCUGUACCCCCAGCUGUUCCCCAACUUCCAACUGUCCAAGCACUGCCGGCUACGCUUCAACCUGCUGCUGUUCUGCCGGUAGCUUUGGAGACGCCGCUGCCGCCUGGAGGUAUAUAUUGCUUCACUGACGCAGGUUUUCACGGUGCAUCCCCAUCUUAUGGUUUUUUCGCAUGCAACGCACACGGUGGAUUGGAGGCAGCUGCAAACGAACCUCUUAUAUGUCCGAAUGAUCCCCUUUUAGCUGAAGCAAUGGCGGUACGUGAGGCCCUAUCGUGGCUACGGGACCACGGUUUUCAGAAUGUUGCGGUUUAUUCAGACUGUGCGGUCCUAGUUUCUUCCUUCCGCGAUGUGACGACCUAUCGUUCGUACCUAGGAAUUAUUUUGGAUUCAUGUUUACAGUUGUUUCGUUCUUUUCAUUCUUGCUCCAUUAAAUUUGUACGCAGAGAUGCCAAUACGGUAGCUCAUGCCUUAGCAAAACAUAGCAGUGCGAUUGACUCUCAUUCUGUCUGGAGGGACUAUCUUCCUUCCUUUGUCUCGCUUACAGUUUAA
Ipomoea nil (Japanese morning glory) is the source of this 1215-nucleotide messenger RNA. RefSeq lists its product as uncharacterized. The transcript has a single exon. NCBI's taxonomy places the organism in Eukaryota, Viridiplantae, Streptophyta, Magnoliopsida, Solanales, Convolvulaceae. Gene Ontology annotation, molecular function: RNA-DNA hybrid ribonuclease activity; nucleic acid binding. The record is from RefSeq and is a predicted model, not a curated record. Bases 1 to 1215 code for a protein of 404 amino acids.